AUCGUGUUUCCCUAUUUUUAAACCUGUUCCCUCUUUCUCUCUCACUAUCACUAUCUCCUUAUACGACUGUUCUUCACUCAAACCCUCACCUGAACCCUAAAACUCAGAAUGCCUACUGUAUACGGCGUAGGAACCUAUGAUUUCAAACGGCAUAGAGUUGCAGAAUACCCUGUGGAGAUUCCGGAUCGACCGCCUGAACAGAAACCAUUAUCUACCGUAUCUAAUUCAAUCACACUAAUUGAAAUUCAGAAAGAUAGGUUAACGAAGAUUGCAUCAAGCAAUUGGUCAAAAACAGCUACGGAUUCGAAUAAGCCUUUUAAUCCUGAUUUGGUGAAGGAGAUUUAUGAGUCUGAGCUGUUAGCAAAAGAAGGGCAUAAGACUGUUUCGUUGCAGAGAGUUAUGGUUUUAGAGGUUUCUCAGUAUUUGGAGAAUUAUCUUUGGCCUAAUUUUGAUCCUGAGACUGCUAGCUUUGAACAUGUUAUGAGUAUGAUACUCAUGAUUAACGAGAAGUUUAGAGAGAAUGUAAGUGCGUGGAUGUGUUUUCACGAGAAAAAGGAUUUGUUUAAAUCGUUUCUAGAAAGAGUUCUUCGACUAAAAGAGGGAAGGGCUUUAAGUAUAGCAGAGAAGACCAACUAUUUGCUUUUCAUGAUUAAUGUCUUUCAGAGUUUGGAAGAUGAUAUUGUCAGUCAGACAGUGUUGAAGCUAGCAAGUCUGCAGGUCUGGAGUUGUUUGUCUUAUGGCCGGUUUCAGAUGGAGAUGUGCCUCAACCCCAAUCUAAUAAAGAAAUGGAAAAAGAUGAUAAAGAAAGAAUCUAAGGUUGCCGAGAAACGAGGAGAGCCUUUUGACCUGUUAAGCAAGCUCGAAAUAAGAUUUGUGAAGAAUCUGAUUGAGGAAUUUUUGGAGAUACUCGAUUCCCGGGUUUUUCCACAGAGGCAGUCAGAUCAGGAAGAUUGUCAACUUGGUGGUUCUGUCCAAGUUGAUGAUGGAUGUGUAUUGUACUGUGAAAGGUUCAUGGAGUUCCUCAUUGAUUUGUUGAGCCAACUGCCCACAAGGAGGUUUUUGAGGCCUGUUGUUGCUGAUGUUGCGGUCGUUCCCAAGUGUCAUUUAAGUGCUCUUUAUAAUCACCCAAAGGGGCGCCUUUUUGCACAGUUGGUUGAUCUUCUACAGUUCUACGAAGGGUUUGAAAUUAAUGAUCAUACUGGGACUCAGCUGUCCGACGACAAUGUGCUUGUUGCUCACUAUUCUCGUGUUAAAACUUUCCAGUUAUUCGCGUUCAAGAAACUUCCCAAGUUGAACGAGCUUGCGUUGGCUAAUGUUGGCUCCAUUCACAAAAGGGCUGAUCUUUCGAAAAGAUUGUCUGUGCUCUCUCCUGAGGAACUACAUGACUUGGUUUGCAAUAAGCUCAAGUUGGUGUGUAGCAAGGAUCCCUGGGCAAAGAGGGUUGAUUUUCUUCUUGAAGUCAUGGUCUCCUUUUUUGAGAAACGCCAGUCCCAAAAGGAAGCUAUAAAUGCACUACCGUUAUACCCAAAUGAGCAGAUAAUGUGGGAUGAAAGCCUUGUUCCAAGUAUUAAUUACUCUGGGGAAGGAUGCCUGGCACUCCCGAAGCUUAAUCUUCAGUUUCUGACCCUUCAUGAUUAUCUUUUGAGAAACUUUAAUCUUUUCCGUCUUGAAUCAACAUAUGAAAUUCGUGAAGACAUUCAGGAAGCCAUUCCACAUCUUCUUGCAUACAUAAAUAUUGAGGGUGAAACUGCUUUUCGAGGUUGGUCAAGGAUGGGAGUGCCAAUCAAGGAAUUCAGGAUCAAAGAGGUAAAGCAACCAAACAUAGGAGAGGUCAAGCCAGCUGCUGUAACUGCGGAUGUAACGUUCAGUAUUUCUAGUUAUAAAGCUCAAGUCAGGUCAGAAUGGAAUUCACUUAAAGAGCAUGAUGUGUUAUUUCUACUCUCAAUCCGUCCUUCAUUUGAGCCUCUCAGUUCAGAGGAAGCUGCAAAAUCAACUGUACCAGAGAGGCUCGGCCUUCAGUUUGUACGUGGAUGUGAAGUUAUUGAGAUCCGCGACGAAGAGGGAGGUCUCAUGAAUGAUUUUACUGGGCGAAUCAAAAGAGAUGAAUGGAAACCCCCUAAAGGUGAAUUGCGAACUGUUACAGUUGCCUUGGAUACAGCACAGUACUACAUGGAUGUGAACGACAUUGCAGAGAAAGGUGCAGAUGAUGUUUAUGGGACAUUUAAUAUACUAUUAAGGAGAAAACCCAAAGAAAAUAACUUCAAAGCAAUCCUGGAGUCCAUAAGAGACCUUAUGAAUGAAUCUUGUAUUGUUCCCGACUGGUUGCACAAUAUAUUCUUGGGUUAUGGGAACCCUUCUGCGGCACAAUGGACAAAUAUGCCUGAUCUUCUUGAUACAGUAGACUUCAAAGACACGUUUCUUGAUGCGGAUCAUCUGAGAAGAAGUUUUCCAGAUUACCAGGUUUGCUUUACAGGUCCAGAUGGCAAUGAAAUUUCAAAUCCUGAACCGCCUUUUCGGUUGAAGUUUCCAAAGGCCAUGAAAAGCAGUUCUCAUGCGCUGCCAGGGAAUACAAAAUCAGCUAGAGAUGAACAGAAUGAUGUGCAUAUGGUGGAUGCAGGUUCUGAACUUGAAAAGCUUAUUGUUGAGGCAUAUGUCCCCCCAGAUCCAGGUCCAUAUCCCCAAGAUCAGCCUAGAAAGAACUCUGUUAAAUUCACACCCACCCAGGUUGGAGCCAUCAUCUCUGGUGUACAGCCAGGCUUAACAAUGGUUGUUGGUCCUCCUGGUACUGGAAAGACUGAUACAGCUGUACAGAUCUUGAAUGUUCUAUAUCAUAAUUGUCCAUCUCAAAGAACGCUGAUUAUUACUCACUCGAAUCAGGCUCUGAAUGAUCUUUUUGAAAAGAUAAUGCAGAGGGAUGUCCCUGCGAGGUACCUUCUUCGUUUGGGUCAAGGAGAGCAAGAAUUAGCAACUGAUCUUGAUUUUAGUCGGCAAGGCAGAGUAAACGCUAUGCUUGUUCGACGAUUAGAGCUUCUUGCUGAAGUAGAAAGGCUUGCUAGAUCACUUCAACUGCCAGAAGAUGUGGGAUACACAUGUGAAACUGCUGGAUACUUUUGGUUGCUUCAUGUUUACUCACGGUGGGAGCAGUUUUUAUCAGCUUGCGCACAAAAUCAAGAUAAGCCCACAUUUGUUAAAGAGAGGUUUCCAUUUGCUGAGUACUUCUCCAACACAGUUCAACCAGUCUUCUCAGGCCAGUCCUUUGAAAAAGACAUGCAUGCAGCAAAAGGAUGUUUCCGUCAUCUUCAAACAAUGUUUCAAGAACUUGAAGAGUGUAGGGCUUUUGAAUUGCUCAAGUCUACGGCUGAUCGGGCAAAUUAUCUGAUGACUAAACAAGCAAAGAUUGUGGCGAUGACCUGCACCCAUGCGGCUCUUAAGAGGAAGGACUUCCUUCAGCUAGGAUUUAAGUAUGAUAACUUGCUUAUGGAAGAAAGCGCACAGAUUUUAGAGAUUGAGACUUUCAUUCCAAUGCUACUUCAGAGACAGGAGGAUGGUUAUGCACGUCUCAAACGUUGCAUAUUGAUUGGUGAUCACCACCAGUUGCCUCCAGUUGUGAAGAAUAUGGCUUUCCAGAAAUACAGCCACAUGGACCAGAGCUUGUUUACAAGAUUUGUUCGUCUAGGUAUACCGUAUAUUGAGCUUAACGCACAAGGUAGAGCCAGGCCAAAUAUAGCCAAGCUGUACAACUGGAGAUACAGGGAUCUCGGAGACCUGCCAAUUGUGCGAGAGCAAGCUAUUUUCCAUACAGCAAAUGCAGGAUUUGCUUAUGACUAUCAGCUGGUAGAUGUUCCUGACUAUAACGGUAGAGGUGAAAGUGCUCCAUCUCCUUGGUUUUACCAAAAUGAAGGAGAGGCUGAGUAUAUAGUUAGUGUGUACAUCUACAUGCGCUUGCUAGGUUAUCCUGCAAGUAAGAUUUCUAUAUUGACAACCUACAACGGUCAGAAACUACUCAUUCGUGAUGUUAUCUCUAGACGUUGCUCACAUCCCUUCAUUGGUCCACCAAACAAGGUUACCACGGUUGACAAGUUUCAAGGUCAGCAGAACGACUUCAUCUUACUGUCUCUUGUCCGUACCCGCUUUGUUGGGCAUCUUCGUGAUGUGAGAAGAUUGAUUGUUGCCAUGUCUCGAGCACGACUCGGUAUCUACGUUUUCUGUCGUCGGUCACUGUUUGAACAAUGUUAUGAACUACAACCCACCUUCAAACUUCUUCUUCAAAGACCUGAUCAGCUGGGAUUGAACUUCAACGAGACCACUUCAGUUACAGAACGCGAUGUUGGAGACACCGGAAGGGCCAGUUUUGUGAGUGGCAUUGAAGAAAUGGCCAGUAUUGUUGAUGUAAAGAUGCAUCAAGCCUAUCAGGCCUAUCAGGCUAACCAGGUCAGUCACUCAUAGAAGUGUGCAAAGCUAGAGUUGCUUCGAAACAUAUCAACAAGUUCAAUUUUGCUCCUUGGUGGAUGGUUUCAGUCUUUUAGGCUUGUAAUAGCACAACACAGGGUGAUGUUAUAGAAUCCUCUGAGAAUGGGUAACAGAGUUUCAGUGAAGAAGUAAGUAACUAUGCAGCCCAUUGUUCUGUAUUUCUAUAUUCAUACAUAAUGAAAAUCAGGAACUGCAGCCCAUUAAUCUGUUGAUACAAAAACUUAAAAGUGAUGGUGCACAAGUUUUAUAAGUCGAAGUUACAAAUGGGGCUCAUGGGUUGUAAGUUAUAAUAGAAAUCUAAAACUAGUUCACAAUCA
Papaver somniferum (opium poppy) is the source of this 4787-nucleotide messenger RNA. Its product is annotated as RNA helicase aquarius-like. Gene Ontology annotation, cellular component: catalytic step 2 spliceosome. NCBI's taxonomy places the organism in Eukaryota, Viridiplantae, Streptophyta, Magnoliopsida, Ranunculales, Papaveraceae. Bases 109 to 4446 code for a protein of 1445 amino acids. The transcript is spliced from 13 exons. The record is from RefSeq and is a predicted model, not a curated record. Gene Ontology annotation, biological process: mRNA splicing, via spliceosome. Gene Ontology annotation, molecular function: mRNA binding; helicase activity.